Fomitopsis serialis is the source of this 1254-nucleotide messenger RNA. RefSeq lists its product as uncharacterized. Lineage: Eukaryota; Fungi; Basidiomycota; Agaricomycetes; Polyporales; Fomitopsidaceae. Bases 1 to 1071 code for a protein of 356 amino acids. The transcript is spliced from 12 exons. The record is from RefSeq and is a predicted model, not a curated record.
AUGACUUCGCCUGCGACGGUCCCCCUCGCGUUACCGACGUCUCUACCGCUGCUUGCCGGACCUCAGUUACUUGGUGUUUUCUUCAACUGGGGUCUCCUGGGAGUCUUAACACUACAAUGCUAUUCAUAUUACGACAACUUCAAUCGGACCGACCGACUCUCCCUCAAAUUCCUCGUGCUCAGCGUGUUCAUCUACGAGUGGGUGCAGACCGGGUUGAUCACGGCCGCAGCAAUGCAGAUCUACGUGUACGACUACGGGAACGUCAUCUCGGUGCUCGCGUUCCACAACACCUGGUUCUCCGCGACGAUCAUGUGCGGGCUCAUCUCGGCCGUCGUGCAGAUAUUCUUUGCAUGGCGGAUCUUCAAGCUGUCGCGGUCGCCCGUGCUGGGUGGCUCGAUGGCUGCGUUCAUUGUCGCCCUCGCAGUGGUGCAGACGAUUGCAUGUAUAAUCACGGGAGUGAAGGAGAAAGCUGAAGGCAUUGCUUCCGCGCUGCAUGGGCAGCUACUCACUGUCGCAAUCCUCUGGCUAGGGGGGACUGUCGUAGUCGACGUGCUUAUCGCCGUGUGCAUGACCUACCUCCUCCUGAGGAGAAAGACAGGGAUAUCAUCAACAGACGCGCUUAUCAACAGGAUGGUCCGCCUUGUGGUCGAGACAGGCACCCUUACUGCCAGUCUCUCGAUCCUCGUCCUCAUCACCGCGAAUAUCCGACCACUGCACGAGACGCUAGUCUAUCAGGCACCUGCGCUUAUCCUCACGAAAAUGUACUCGAACACAUUCCUUACUAACCUCAACAGUCGCGUAUACCUACGCAAGUACACCCAAUCCACAUGCGAGCUCCCGCCGGCGAGCGGCGUCCGUUUCGCCAACAGCGGCACCUCGGCGUUCGAAUCCUCCAGGGACCAGACGAGCACCGAGGAGAUGGCGCAGAAGAGCUUUGCGCUCGCGGGUGCGCUCGAGAGCAGCCGUAGCGCGGGGUCCGCGAUGCUCCGGAGGGACGCGGGCACAGAGAGCGAUGACGCGGUCUCUGAGAAGUCGGAGAAGCGUAGGCAGCGGCGCAACUCGAUCGUUUAAAGUUGUGGACUCCUCUGUACUCGGAUGGUCUCGGGUGGGGUUUCGUUCGAGGUCGACGCUAAUGGGGAAGUGCGCAGGCCCGCCCAUGAUUGAUUGAUGCGUCAUGGGUGCUCCAGAAGUGGUAAUUAUGACAUGGAGCCGUUGCGGUGUACACUUAGUCUGUGUUCAGAUCUUAUACCUCUG